Messenger RNA from Paraglomus occultum, 1140 nucleotides. The record is from the annotation of a GenBank genome assembly. Lineage: Eukaryota; Fungi; Glomeromycota; Glomeromycetes; Paraglomerales; Paraglomeraceae.
AUGCUCAGGACGUUAUUCAGGAAGCACGUACAAGUUACUGCUGCUGGAAAGGAGCUUGCCCGUAACUACAGCACCCCAGUCUUGAAUUCAUCAACGAUCCCUCAAGUUCAAACGUCGGAUUUUACAAAAUAUGGUGGAAAAUACACCGUAACCUUGAUCCCUGGUGAUGGCAUAGGCCAGGAAACAACAUCAGCUGUGAAGACGGUCUUCAAAGCAGCGAACGUGCCGGUUGAAUGGGAGCAAUUCGAUGUUACAGGAACUUCUCAUGAGGAGGAUGCAUUGUUCAAGAAGAGCGUUGAAUCUUUGAAAAGAAAUAAUGUAGCACUAAAAGGCAUUCUAUACACACCCAUAACAAAACUUGCACAUUCGUCGUUUAAUGUGUCAAUAAGAAGAAAUCUCGAUAUUUACGCAUCACUGGUUUUAAUUAAGAACGUAAAAGGUUGCCCAUCUAGACACAAAGACGUUGACUUUGCCCUUAUCAGAGAAAAUACAGAAGGAGAAUAUUCCGGAUUAGAACAUCAGUCAUAUCCGGGGGUAGUAGAAUCGUUAAAGAUUGUAACCCGAGCGAAAACGGAACGCAUCGCACGCUUUGCGUUUGACUAUGCUCUCAAAAAUGGCCGCAAGAAAGUAACAUGUGUUCAUAAGGCCAACAUUAUGAAACUAGGCGAUGGACUUUUUCUCAACACUUGUCGCGAAGUAGCCAAAGAUUACGAAUCGAGCGGGAUAAAAUUUGAGGAUAUGAUCGUGGAUAAUUGUUCCAUGCAGCUCGUCAGUAAACCCCAGCAGUUCGAUGUGAUGGUGAUGCCCAACUUGUACGGCAACAUUGUUAGUAAUGUUGGUGCCGCCCUAGUUGGCGGAGCUGGAAUCAUUCCUGGAUGUAAUAUUGGGAGAGAUUAUGCAUUGUUUGAACCAGGCUGUAGACAUGUAGGGAAAGACAUCCAAGGACAUAACAAAGCGAACCCAACAGCAAUGAUUCUUUCUGGAGUAAUGAUGUUGCGCCAUUUGGGACUCGAAGAUCAUGCUAUUAGAAUCUCGAAUGCAUUAUACAAGACGAUUGAGAUGGGAUCCGCAAGAACACUAGACAUGGGAGGAACAGCGACAACCACGGACUUUACUCUAGCGGUUGUAUCAAAUCUGUAA